Messenger RNA from Acomys russatus (golden spiny mouse), 615 nucleotides. RefSeq names its product tubulin folding cofactor A (gene Tbca). The record is from RefSeq and is a predicted model, not a curated record. Bases 12 to 434 code for a protein of 140 amino acids. NCBI's taxonomy places the organism in Eukaryota, Metazoa, Chordata, Mammalia, Rodentia, Muridae. Gene Ontology annotation, molecular function: beta-tubulin binding. The transcript has 4 exons. Gene Ontology annotation, cellular component: cytosol; microtubule cytoskeleton. Gene Ontology annotation, biological process: tubulin complex assembly; post-chaperonin tubulin folding pathway.
UCUGGUUGCGCAUGCGCGCCUCCUCGCCACCACGCCCACUCCACCGCGCCUUCUGCGCCUGCGCACCGCGCAAUCCCGCCCCUCCUUCCUGCGGCGCUCUAGGGACCAUGGCCGAUCCUCGCGUGAGACAGAUCAAGAUCAAGACCGGCGUGGUGAAGCGAUUGGUCAAAGAAAAAGUGAUGUAUGAAAAAGAAGCAAAGCAGCAAGAAGAAAAGAUUGAAAAAAUGAAGGCUGAGGAUGGAGAGAACUAUGCCAUUAAGAAGCAGGCAGAGAUCCUGCAAGAGUCCCGGAUGAUGAUCCCAGAUUGCCAACGGCGGUUGGAGGCUGCAUAUACUGAUCUUCAGCAGAUAUUAGAAAGUGAAAAGGACUUGGAAGAAGCCGAGGAGUAUAAAGAAGCACGUGUAGUGCUGGAUUCAGUGAAGUUAGAAGCCUGAAUGUUUUCUGUAUGGGGUGUUUUAUGCAUUAAAUCCUGGGGUCCACUCUACAAUUCGUUAUUUUUGACCGUUGCUGUGUUUAGUAAUAUGAAAAUGUGGUUCUUUUUAAGCAGUUGCAUAUAUUUUUCUUUGCAUAACUUAAUGUGUCAAAUAAAUGAGUUCAUCUAAUAAAAUUGUUUAU